ACAGAUCUCGCGAGAUCUGAACUCUCGUCCCUGACAGCCGGGCGUCCAGUCCCGGGGUCAUGGGAGGAGGGCUCUGGGCUCCGGCGUGGAGAUGUAUUGCUCUCUGUGGCUGGCGUUGGCGCCACCGUGGCUCCUUGACCAGAGUUGCGGAACGGAUAGAGCCUUUUCUUCGGCCGGGAUGGAGAGGGACUGGAGUUGCUGAGAGGGGACUGAGGCGGCUUGGGACGUGGACGCGCCCGAGUCGGGCGCGGGGUCCGAGCGUGGAGCCGCCGUGGCGGCCGAAGAGCACGAACCCGUUCGCGCGUGCGCAGGAGGAGGCCUGGCGGCGGCGCAACAAGACGGUCCUCACCUAUGUGGCCGCGGCCGCGGUGGGCAUGCUGGGGGCGUCCUACGCCGCCGUGCCCCUGUAUCGGCUCUAUUGCCAGACUACUGGACUUGGAGGAUCUGCAGUAGCAGGUCACGGGUCAGACCAGGUUGAAAGCAUGGUGCCCGUGAAGGACCGAAUCAUUAAGGUUACCUUCAAUGCAGAUGUACACGCCAGUCUCCAGUGGAACUUCAGACCUCAGCAAUCAGAAAUAUACGUGGUACCAGGAGAGACUGCACUGGCCUUUUAUAAAGCUAAGAAUCCUACGGACAAACCAGUCAUUGGAAUUUCUACAUAUAAUGUUGUACCAUUUGAAGCUGGACAGUAUUUUAAUAAAAUACAGUGCUUCUGUUUUGAAGAACAAAGACUUAAUCCCCAAGAAGAAGUGGACAUGCCAGUGUUUUUCUACAUUGACCCUGAAUUUGCAGAAGAUCCAAGAAUGGCGAAUGUUGAUCUUAUCACUCUUUCUUAUACUUUCUUUGAAGCAAAGGAAGGUCAUAAGCUGCCAGUUCCAGGUUAUAACUGAAGUAGUAUCCAAGCCUUGCUUCAGACUUGUGAUUUUUGAAAAAUCAUGUACCUUGCAUUCUCAUUAGAGAAAUAUUCUACACUAUGAAUUGAAAUUUUCUAUUUUAAGUGGUUCUCCUUUUUUUCCUCCAGUGAAUUUACCUUACUGAGAAUUGAGAGAACAGAUUCAACUUUGGUCAUAAGAAACUGAUACGCAUGGGAUUGUUCCAUAACGUACUUAGGAAUUUGAUGGUUUAAAAUAAAACAAGGUGGUAUAAUCUGAAAAUGGAAGAGGGGUCACUAAAUUCUAAUGACUUCCUCAAAGAUUACAAGCUUAUUUCAAAUGUGAUGCUGUUCUUCUUUAUGGUCUAAGGCUAUGGUACAUUCAAAAUAGUGAAUAUUUUAAUUACUUUGAAAUGGUGGUAUCAUGAAAUUGAAAUAAAAUACAUCUACUAGGCUGGUAGCAUCUGCCAUCAUAGUUCCAAUUCACUGAAUGUUCAGAUGUAAGGAUAGGAUUGUGAAAGUUUACUGAUACACAAGUAUAAGUUCCUCUGCCAACAAAAUUUUGUAAAAAAAAUUUUAUUAAAUUAUUUUAGUAUUUAUUUGUCA
Molecule: messenger RNA, 1477 nt
Organism: Chinchilla lanigera (long-tailed chinchilla)
Lineage: Eukaryota; Metazoa; Chordata; Mammalia; Rodentia; Chinchillidae
Product: cytochrome c oxidase assembly protein COX11, mitochondrial
Exons: 4
Coding region: 60-890 (276 amino acids)
Cellular component (GO): mitochondrial inner membrane
Molecular function (GO): copper ion binding
Source: RefSeq, a predicted model, not a curated record